Messenger RNA from Adineta steineri, 1134 nucleotides. The record is from the annotation of a GenBank genome assembly. NCBI's taxonomy places the organism in Eukaryota, Metazoa, Rotifera, Eurotatoria, Adinetida, Adinetidae.
AUGACUAUUCUUAUAACAUAUAAUGCGUCGAUAAAUGUUCCCAAAACUAUCACUAUUGAUAAACCCACUCUUAUGCAAUAUUUAGAUUUAUAUUCAACACAUUCAGAAAUUUUAACUUGUCCAUGCACAACAAUAUCCAUUGGGUAUGAAAAAUUUGUUCAUAUUCAAUAUACAUUACAUCAAGUAUGCAAUAGUACUUUUGUCAAUAAUAGUUAUAUUGAGAAUAUUUUUUGGCAAAAUUCAACUAUUACUAUAGGUUUUCCAAAUUUUUUUAUAACAUAUCCUUAUAUACUCAAUGCUCUAGCUUUAUUUUGCCAAUUAAUGGAUAACAUACUAUCUGAUAGUUUGAUUGAAUUCUAUUCAAAUCAAUAUUUAAGUGUAACUGUUACAUCUAAACAGUUAUUUGAAUUACAAGUACAAGCAUCAUUUCAACAAUUUAUCAUUUCAAAAAUAAAUGAUUUACUAUUUAUUAUGCAAUUCAUACGUGAUACAACUCAAGCCAAUAAUUUUUUCUCUGGAAUAUUGACAAAUUAUGAUUUUGAAUUUGUACUUUCUAGCUAUUAUCAGGAUACCACACUUUUACAACCAAUACCAUUUGAAUUAUCUAAUUGUAGCUGUAUGCUUUCAGCGUUAUGUACUGAACAAGCAGUUAUUUAUGACAAUGACUACAAUAAUAAUAGUUCAUUUAUAGUUCCAGGUUUAUAUGUUGGAUGUUAUAUAGUUGAAGCAUUAUUACAAUCUACUUUAGAAUGUUUUUUUAAUCAAACAUGUCUAAAUAUUUUACAAUCAUAUGGGGGAUUUUCGUCAUUUAUGAAUGUCUUACCACUUAAUUCAUCAUUAUCUAGUCGAUAUAAUGAAACAUCAACUAUAGAAGAACUUGUUAAUGAAUUAAUGAUUGAAAAUUGGAAUUUAUCUAUCAUAUAUGAGAAUUAUUAUAACGGUUGUCAACCAACACAAUGCAGUUAUAGUUAUAUAGCUAAGAAUAAUGCAAUUUAUAUUGCUACUAUGAUAUUUGGUUUAAUUGGUGGUCUAAUGACAAUUUUGCAAUGUUUUAUACCAAGAUUAGUUCGAUUGAUUAAACCCUGUUUUUGGAAAAGGAGAAUUGUUCCUGAAAUGCCUGUUGUUCAAGCUUAA